Botrytis porri is the source of this 330-nucleotide messenger RNA. RefSeq lists its product as uncharacterized. The record is from RefSeq and is a predicted model, not a curated record. The transcript is spliced from 4 exons. The coding region runs from base 1 to 330 and encodes 109 amino acids. NCBI's taxonomy places the organism in Eukaryota, Fungi, Ascomycota, Leotiomycetes, Helotiales, Sclerotiniaceae.
AUGUUGAUUGUUCUAGACAACUAUAUCAACGCAAAUAAAAAUCCAAGCCUACUUCGAUUACACGAAGACUUUGAUUUCUCGUGCGUUGCUGAAGGCUGUAGGGGUGUCGUCCCCUCACCUUCGCACCACCUUCAACAAGGGCUGCGGCCGUCGAGCAUCGUACAUCAGCACCAUCAACAAGCUUUUCUGAGUGACCAGCUCAAGGGCCGAGAACUUGGCCCAUCUAUUGAUUGGAGCUCGCUGAACCAAGUCAUUGAGCCCGCGCGGUGUUUGGAUCGACAAGUCCGGCGGCAGAGUAUAGGCCGCAGCAAAGCGUGCGAGAAACCAUGA